This is a messenger RNA of Cornus florida, 741 nucleotides long. RefSeq names its product transcription factor bHLH168-like. NCBI's taxonomy places the organism in Eukaryota, Viridiplantae, Streptophyta, Magnoliopsida, Cornales, Cornaceae. The transcript has 3 exons. The record is from RefSeq and is a predicted model, not a curated record. The coding region runs from base 77 to 592 and encodes 171 amino acids. Gene Ontology annotation, biological process: regulation of transcription by RNA polymerase II. Gene Ontology annotation, molecular function: protein dimerization activity; DNA-binding transcription factor activity, RNA polymerase II-specific; RNA polymerase II transcription regulatory region sequence-specific DNA binding. Gene Ontology annotation, cellular component: RNA polymerase II transcription regulator complex.
GUCACAUAUAUACUUUUUAUAUAUAGUCAAUAGUCACACAUAUAUACUUUAAUAAUUUAAUACAUAUACAUUCAUAAUGAAACCUGAGAGCCACCCAUGUAAACUUGGUCGAAAUGUCAUGGAGAGAAAGCGAAGAUUGCACAUGAAAAAUCUCUUUUGCAGACUUGCCACUCUCUUAAUUACCUCAUACUCCAAGGAAAGAUCGCCAUCAUCACAAGAUUUGUUGGAUCGAGCGACUACUUAUGUGAAGCAACUGCAAGAAAAAGUGGAAAAACUGAAGCAAAGAAAGGAGCAAAUCAAAGGUGGUGAGAAUAGUGGAGAGUCUAAUAUGGGAAGCAACAUUUUACCAGAACUUUCAGUAAGAGAAGUAGGUUCAACUUUGGAGGUGAAUUUGAUUACUGGAAGGGAUAAAAGUUUCGUGUUACAUGAAGUUGUCAGUGUUCUUGGCCAAGAAGGUGCUGAAGUUGUUAGUGCAAGCUAUUCUACUGUGGAUGAUAAGGUCUUCUACACCAUUGUUUCUCAGGCUAUCUGGUCUAGAAUUGGCAUAGAGACUUCAAGAGUGCACGAAAGAUUGAAGAAUCUGAUUUUCUGAAUUAUGCAAUCUUUGUUUUUCUGUGCAAGAGUCACCGGCAGGCGUCCAGUUGAUGAAGCUCAAUUGGGGAAUUCGUAUCUUGGCUUGUAACUUGACUAUAUAGGAAUUUACAAAAUGAGUGUGUAAAAUGAGAGGGUUUGUUAUAUAUA